Molecule: messenger RNA, 609 nt
Organism: Symbiodinium sp. CCMP2456
Lineage: Eukaryota; Dinophyceae; Suessiales; Symbiodiniaceae
Source: the annotation of a GenBank genome assembly
AUGGCUGGAGACAUGGCCACAUCGCUGCUGGGUACGACUGCAUCCCCCCAGCGCUCCCUGGCACUUCGCGCCGGAUUUGCCGUGGCCCUGGUCGGAAGUGGCGUCGUCAUGGGGAUUGCCAUGGAGAGGGCUGGAGGGACAGCUGCCAUAGCUCUCACCAGUCGGGAGCCACUUCCCGCAGGAAUCAUGGAAGGUUUGGAAGGCUAUACGCACCUCUUCAGUAAAAUGGAUGUCUCAAUGCUCCCACAGGUCUUUCACAAGCAGAUGUCUAUGUCUGCUUUGGCGAAUGAGAACGAUUUGGGCAGCUUCCAGGUCAUGGACUACUCGGGGCUGGAAGGCAUGUUGAGCACCUUCACCGAUGUCUUCGAAGGAAGAAAGCCGGAAAGCAGUCUUCCGAAGGACCUCCAGGGCCUGAAAGGAGCUACGAUGAUCGGUGCGACGACUCCUGUGACGCACUACAGACUUGGCCCCAAUGAGUACGUGACGGAGAUUUAUGACACGCUUGCGCGUGAUGGCAAGGUCUUGGUGGCUUUCCACACGAACCUGCAUUGGAUCAAGACGACGGAUGGCUGGCGCAUCAAGGACAAGAUCUACGCAACUCUCCCCUGA